Messenger RNA from Cynocephalus volans (Philippine flying lemur), 2139 nucleotides. It is a transcript of the gene RGL3, whose product is annotated as ral guanine nucleotide dissociation stimulator like 3. The record is from RefSeq and is a predicted model, not a curated record. Gene Ontology annotation, biological process: positive regulation of GTPase activity; Ras protein signal transduction. Bases 1 to 2139 code for a protein of 712 amino acids. The transcript is spliced from 19 exons. Gene Ontology annotation, molecular function: guanyl-nucleotide exchange factor activity. Gene Ontology annotation, cellular component: plasma membrane. NCBI's taxonomy places the organism in Eukaryota, Metazoa, Chordata, Mammalia, Dermoptera, Cynocephalidae.
AUGCAGCGGACAGCGGGCAAGGAGCUCAACCUGGCGCCGCUGCAGGACUGGGGCGAGGAGACCGAGGACGGUGCGGUGUACAGUGUCUCCCUGCGGAGACAGCGCAGUCAGCGCUUGACCCCGGGGCAGAGGCCUGGAGGCGACCAGGUCCCCACCCCCACUACGGAUACUUUCCUCCAUUAUCGCACGAGCAAGGUGCGGGCGCUGAGGGCGGCUCGGCUGGAGCGGCUGGUGGGCGAGUUGGUGUCCGGAGACCCGGAGCAGGACCCGGGCUUCGUGCCUGCCUUCCUGGCCACCCACCGGGCCUUUGUGCCUACUGCUCGUGUGCUGGGUUUUCUGUUGCCACCACCCCCGCCGCCCCCACCUCCCGGGGUGGCGAUCAAGGAGACAGAGAGACAAGAUCUGAGCUUCAACAAGAACCUCAGGGCUGUGGUAUCAGUGCUGGGCUCCUGGCUGCGGGACCACCCGCAGGACUUCCGAGAUCCCCCUGCCCACCUGGACCUGGGCAGUGUCCGAACCUUUCUGAGCUGGGCAGCUCCAGGGGGUGCUGAAGCCCGGGAAGCAGAGAAACUUCUGGAAGUUUUCUUGGAGGAGACUGAGAAAGAGCAGGAAAAAGAGGAGCAGCCCCUAGCAUGGGCAGGACCUCCCAGAGCUGCCGAACCCCCUAGUCCAGACUCCCCGGAGGGCUGCGCGGAAGAGGAGGAAGAAAGGCUCGUGCGGGAGGGUCCUGAGCUCCUGGACUUCAGCGUGGACGAGGUGGCCGAGCAGCUGACCCUUAUGGACGUGGAGCUCUUCUUGCGCGUGCGGCCCUGCGAGUGCCUGGGCUCCGUGUGGUCGCAGCGAGACCGGCCGGGGGCCGCAGGUGCCGCCCCCACUGUGCGCGCCACGGUGGCCCAGUUCAACACGGUGACCGGCUGUGUGCUGAGCUCGGUGCUCGGGGCGCCGGGCCUGGCCGCCCCGCAGAGGGCACAGAGGCUGGAGAAGUGGAUCCGCAUCGCCCAGCGCUGCCGAGAACUGCGCAACUUCUCUUCCCUGCGGGCCAUCCUGUCCGCCCUGCAGUCUAACCCCAUCCACCGGCUCAAGCGCUGCUGGGGGGCUGUGAGCCGGGAACCGUUAUCCAUUUUCAGGAAACUUUCGCAGAUCUUUUCUGAUGAGAACAACCACUUCAGCAGCAGAGAGAUUCUUUCCCAGGAGGAGGCCACUGAGGGACCCCAAGAGGAGGACUCCCCCCCAGGAAGCCUGCCAACAAAACCACCCCCAGGCCCUGUUCCCUACCUUGGCACAUUCCUCACGGACCUGGUUAUGCUGGACACAGCCCUGCCGGACAUGUUGGAGGGGGGUCUCAUCAACUUUGAGAAGAGGAGGAAGGAGUGGGAGAUCCUUGCCCGCAUCCAGCAGCUGCAGAGGCGCUGUCAGAGCUACAGCCUGAGCCCCCGGCCGCCCAUCCUGGCCGCCCUGCGUACCCAGCGCCAGCUCAGCGAGGAGCAGAGUUACCGAGUCUCCCGUGUCAUCGAGCCACCAGCUGCCUCCUGCCCCAGCUCCCCACGGCUCCGGCGGCACAUCAGCCUCACCAAGCGCCUCAGUGUGAAGCUGGCCCGGGAGAAAAGCUCAUUCUCUGGUGGGAGUCCUGGGGAUCACGCUUCGUCCACCUCCAGUCUGUCCCCAGGGUCCCCCCCAUCCAGUCCUACAGCCAGGGACCCUCCUCCUAGCAGUCCCCCGAGCUCUCCAGGGCCCCAGGGCCCCAGCACCAAGCUGCCCCUGAGUCCGGACCUGCCAGGCCCCCAGCCCCUGGCCUUGCCCUUGGGCAGCCCUCGCAUGCCCCUCCUGGGGCAGCAGAGCUCAGAGGCCCGCAUCAUCCGCAUCAGUAUCAACAACGACCAUGGGAACCUGUAUCGGAGCAUCUUGCUUACUAGUCAGGACAAAGCCCCCAGUGUGGUGCGGAGAGCCUUGCAGAAACACAAUGUCCCCCAGCCCUGGGACCGGGACUACCAGCUCUUCCAAGUCCUUCCUGGGGACAGGGAGCUCCUGAUUCCUGACAAUGCCAAUGUCUUCUAUGCAAUGAGUCCAGCUGCCCCCGGAGACUUCGUGCUGCGACGGAAGGAAGGGACCCAGCACAUGCCCUCUCUGUAUUCUACCUGA